AUGUCUCACCGAAACAAGUUCGAGGACGUGGAGUUGAUCAAAUCAGACAGCUGCCGCUUUGAGCAGGUGGUACGGCUGGAAGAAAAGCGAGGAAGCUGGGCGUCCAAGGUCGACUACAUCCUGUCUAUGAUCGGCUACUCCGUCGGAUUGUCGAACAUCUGGCGAUUUCCGUACCUGUGCUACCAAAAUGGUGGAGGCGCCUUCCUGAUUCCUUACAUAAUCUGCCUAUUCCUCUGCGGGGUGCCGUUAUUUUUCAUGGAGGUAUCGAUUGGGCAGUUCACGAGUCGAUCAGCUGCUACCAUGUGGUCCAUAUGUCCGUUGUUUAAAGGGGUUGGGUGGGCGACGGUCGUCAUAACGUUAAUAGUGAGCACCUAUUUCAACGUGUUGCUCGCCUACGGCAUCAGUUUUCUCUUUCAAUCGCUCACCACCGGCCCCCUGCCGUGGUCUCAUUGCGGCAAUCCGUGGAACACCGACAAAUGUCUGGACUACAACAACAAGACAGUUUAUGACCUAUUUCUGCAGUACAAACAAUGGACGAGCAACGGUUCCGCGGGAGUGAUGAACCCGGAUUACGAGACAUUUGUCAACGUCACGUACAGCUCUCCGUCAGAAGAGUUUUUCUAG
This is a messenger RNA of Soboliphyme baturini, 624 nucleotides long. Lineage: Eukaryota; Metazoa; Nematoda; Enoplea; Dioctophymatida; Soboliphymatidae. The record is from the annotation of a GenBank genome assembly.